This is a messenger RNA of Phytophthora nicotianae INRA-310, 429 nucleotides long. RefSeq lists its product as hypothetical. The record is from RefSeq and is a predicted model, not a curated record. Lineage: Eukaryota; Oomycota; Peronosporomycetes; Peronosporales; Peronosporaceae. The annotation marks the transcript as partial. The transcript is spliced from 2 exons.
GACACACACGGUAAAGCCAAGGCAGUGCUGAUGGACGAGAAGUAUUUAAAGAAGCGCGAAAGGCAGCUGAAGAAGCUGCGUGCAAGUCUUCAACAUGCAUCGGACGAGCGUGACAAGAACGCAAUUGACGAGGCACUAGCUCGUGCUGAACGUAAGCAGAUGAGUAGCGCUCUACAGGACGAUAUUCAACGUGCUCGCGACGUGCUGGCUGACAUGGCAGAAAUGCAACGGUUGCGUGAUUUGUCGCCUCUUUCUGAAGCUUCGAGUUCAACUCCAAGCGCUGAGCACGGACGUAAACAUCUACACUCCGUGACGCCCACUGCAUCACCAUCGAGCACUAGUUCAGGCAUCUCGAAGCCUCCGUCACUCGUGAUUCGACCUAUCGCCACAGCAGGAGAAAGAGCCGCAAGAAGACGCAAGGAGUAUUGA